AUGGAGAUCAAGAAACCCCAACAAAACGCCUACGUCCUGGGCGUAGGCCUGACGAAAUUCAUCAAGCCCCGCCAACAGCGCUCCUACGUAGAAAUGGGCUUCGAAGCGGGCGUGAAGGCCAUGCUCGACGCCCAGAUCACGUUUGAUGACGUGGAAAUGGGCGUCGCGACGUUCUGCUAUGGGGAUACGUGCAGUGGACAGAGGGUGUUCUAUCAGUUUGGCAUGACGGGGAUUCCGAUUUACAACACCAAUAAUGCGUGUGCGACGGGAUCGACGGGAUUGCACAUGGCGCGGACGCUCGUUCGGGCGGGUGCGGCGGAUUGUAUCAUGGUGGUGGGGUUUGAGCAGAUGCAGCCUGGUUCGAUCAAGUCCGGGUGGAGUGAUAGGCCUAGUCCCAUGGGUCUUGCCACUCAGAUGAUGGAAGAUGAAUUCGGCAAGCAUGAUAGCCCCAGGAAUGCGCAGUACUUUGCGAAUGCUGGACGAGAGUACAUGGAAAAGUGAGCGACCAUGGUCAUUUGGAUCUCUCGAAAAGCUGACUCUUGUCCUUAGGUAUGGGGCCAAAGAGGACGACUUUGCAGAAAUCGGCCGUAUCAGCCACGAACACUCCACUCGAAACCCCUACGCCCAAUUUCAGCAAGAAUACACCCUUGAUGACAUCAAGAAGUCGACCAUGAUCCACUUCCCUCUCACCAAGCUCCAAUGCAGCCCCACCAGUGACGGCUCCGGAGCCGCGGUCAUUGUAUCUGAGCGUUUCCUCAAGUCCAAGCCACAUCUCAUGAACCAGGCAAUCCUCAUGGCAGGCCAGCAGCUGCAGACCGACCCUCCAUCGCUCUUCUCCAAGAGUGCGAUGGAUCUGUGCGGUUUCGGAAUGACCAAGAAUGCCGUGGAGCUGGCGUAUAAGGAAGCUGGUGUCGGACCAAAGGACAUCGCAGUAUGCGAGCUUCAUGACUGCUUCUCCGCCAACGAGCUCAUCCUGUUGGAAGGUCUUGGUUUCGCCGAAAAGGGCAAAGCCCACGACUUGGUCCGCAACGGCGACAUCACCUACGGCGGCAAAGGUCCCAUCAUCAAUCCAUCUGGCGGUCUGAUCUCCAAAGGUCAUCCUCUUGGUGCCACCGGUCUGGCUCAAUGUGCUGAACUGACAUGGCAGCUGCGUGGAUGGGCGAAUAACCGCCACGUUGAUGCCAAGGCUGCUCUACAGCACAAUCUGGGGCUUGGUGGAUGUGUCGUAAUCAAUGUAUACAAGCGUGCAGAUGGCAAGCAGAACAAGAAGCUGUCAGACCAAGAGGCAAUCAAGGGUACCAAAUGGAACUACAACCCAGCGACAGCAGCCAGGACGCCCUCGAUGGAAGAGGCGAAACAGGUGCUGAGCAAGAAGUAUGCGGUGCAGUACGCUCUGGCCGACACCCCAGAGAAGAUCCAGUCGAGAUUGUAA
Molecule: messenger RNA, 1432 nt
Organism: Lecanosticta acicola
Lineage: Eukaryota; Fungi; Ascomycota; Dothideomycetes; Mycosphaerellales; Mycosphaerellaceae
Source: the annotation of a GenBank genome assembly